Molecule: messenger RNA, 1676 nt
Organism: Anopheles marshallii
Lineage: Eukaryota; Metazoa; Arthropoda; Insecta; Diptera; Culicidae
Gene: Tbc1d22
Product: TBC1 domain family member 22B
Exons: 5
Coding region: 1-1617 (538 amino acids)
Biological process (GO): activation of GTPase activity
Molecular function (GO): GTPase activator activity
Source: RefSeq, a predicted model, not a curated record
AUGAGUAGCAGUAGCGCCAGUGCUAGUACUGCCGGUGGUACUACUACUUCGGCCGAUGGUUCAACUUCCUCCUCUUUUUGGCGCAACAACAGCCGUACGAUUCCCGGUCGUCCAACCACGGUCACCAAUCGCAUAGGAAGUGGGCGACCGAUCGGAUCCAACUCAUCCGCUGGAAGUUCAUCCUUCCAGGACUAUCAGGACUCUGUCAGCGAUGCAUGGGAUUUGGGCGAUGAUGAAUUUUGCAUCAUUUCCGGUGUAGUGGAUACGCGCAUAUCAAAACGAGCUUCACAGACAGCUGCGCUAAAUGUGAUUAAAACCCACAAAAGUGGUACAGCUGGCAGUGGUCUCAAACCACCGAAUUCCGUCCGCUCGGACACGCCGGAAUCAAGCGGUGCAUCAACAGGCACAGGUCGAAUAGAGCAACAGCAAAGCGACAAAGGUUCGCACGUGACAGCGGUACUUCGAAUAGAGAAUUUAGAUAUUCAAACUCAGCAGCAGCACCAACAACAGUCCAGCGAUGGAAUGGGUUACGUGAACGAUCAGCGCCUUCGCCAACGGUUUCAUGCAUACCCGGGACGACCUCAGUUGUUAAAACUCUCCUCGAACGUCGCCUCUAAGGAUGUAGAGUGUGAAUCAAAGUACGAAAAGUUUAGCAACAUUCUCGAGGCACCGCUACUAAACCUGAUCGCCCUCAAGGAGCUAAGCUGGUCGGGUGUACCACGGAGAAUGCGGGCCGUUACCUGGAGGCUUCUUUCCGGCUACCUUCCGACAAGCUUAGAGCGCCGCCAAACUGUACUGGAACGGAAGCGUGUCGACUAUCGGAAGCUGGUGCAGCAGUAUUUUGAUGCGGACUGUCGAGAUGAAAGUCAACAGGAUACGUACCGGCAAAUCCAUAUUGACGUACCACGAAUGAAUCCACAUGUGGCGUUAUUUCAGCAGAAACUGGUGCAGGAAAUGUUUGAGCGAAUAUUGUUUAUCUGGGCUAUUCGACAUCCGGCGUCGGGGUAUGUGCAGGGUAUCAACGAUCUCGUAACACCGUUUUUUAUCGUCUUUCUUCAGGAAGCUGUGGGAGCGGAUAAAGAUCUGGAGCAGUGCCAACUGAGUGACCUCAGCAUCGAGCAGCGAGACAUCAUUGAAUCUGAUUCGUUUUGGUGUCUGUCCAAAUUUCUCGAUUGCAUCCAGGAUAAUUACAUUUUUGCACAGCUCGGUAUUCAGGCAAAGGUUAACCAGCUGAAGGAACUCAUACAGCGUAUCGAUGGAACGUUACACCGCCAUCUGCAAAUGCACGGUGUCGACUAUCUGCAAUUUUCUUUCCGAUGGAUGAACAAUCUCCUUACACGCGAGCUACCACUCUACUGCACUAUCCGGCUAUGGGACACCUAUUUGGCUGAGUCGGACGGUUUUGCCGUAUUUCAACUUUACGUUUGUGCUGCCUUUUUGCUACAUUGGAGAGAACAGUUGCUUCAGGAGAAAGAUUUCCAGGGACUCAUGCUGUUGCUGCAAAACCUGCCAACACACAACUGGAUGGACUCGCAUAUCGGAGUGUUAGUGGCGGAAGCGUUUCGCCUGAAGUUCACCUAUGCCGAUGCCCCAAAACACCUCGAAGCCAAAAGUUGACCCGGAAUGACAUUAGACGGUGGGUAUUAUCAGAACUACUGUAGAAACUAUUUGUAUAA